AUGUCGCCGCCGCUCCGUCUCUCCGCUCCGCUCGGCCGAGCCGCCGAGUGGCUGUGGGCGGCGGCUCGGCCCGGCCUCCCCCCGGGCCUCUCCCGGGGCCUCCCGCCGGGCCUCCCCCCGGGCCUCCCCCCGGGCCUCUCCCGGGGCCUCCCCCCGGGCCUCUCCCGGGGCCUCCCCCCGGGCCUCUCCCGGGGCCUCCCGCUGGGCCUCCCCCCGGGUCCGAGGGCCCAAAGGCACCUGGUGUCAGCCUCAGCCGCCGCCGCCCCUCCUCCCGCCUCAGGAGGGGGUCGGAGCGGCCCAGCGGGCGGGGGAGCGGGAGACCCGGAGGGGGUCGGGGCCGAGGGCCCGGGGCCGGGGCCGGAGCCGGGGGGAGGGGGGGGUCGGGCCGCGGAGGCGCCCCUCAGGCCCGGAGACCUGGUCCUGGCGGAGUACCGGAGAGGGCGGCGCCGCUCGGGGUUUCAGAAGAUGUUCACUCUGACCGGAGAGGGGCGGCUGCAGAGCGACCGCGGGGCCAUCCCGCACCGGGACAUCGCGGGGCAGCGGCCCGGACAGGAGCUCCGGACCUCGGCGGGAGUGCCGCUGCUGCUGAGGAGAGCGUCUCUGGAGGAGUUUGUGCUGCGGAUGAGACGAGGUCCAGCGAUUUCCUAUCCCAAGGAUGCUAACACGAUGCUGAUGAUGAUGGACGUGAAUCAUGGAGACUGUGUUUUGGAGGCUGGGUCAGGAAGUGGAGCAAUGACACUAUUUCUAUCCAGGGCAGUUGGGACUUCCGGGAGAGUGUACAGUUUUGAAAUCAGGGAGGAUCAUCACUCUAAUGCCAAAAAGAAUUACCGGCGCUGGAGGAAAGCUUGGGAAGUGUCUCACGAGGAAGAAUGGCCAAACAAUGUCAACUUCAUCAACAAAGAUAUUGCGUCCGCCACUGAGGACCUCCAAGGAAAGCUGUUUGAUGCUAUAGCUCUCGAUAUGAUAAACCCUCAGCUUGCAUUGCCUGCUACCUGCUCACACCUCAAGCAAGGACAUAUCUGUGCUGUGUAUCUAGCAAAUAUUACACAGGUCAUUGAUUUGUUGGAGGGGGUGCGUAGCUGCCAGUUGCCGUUGGUGUGCGAGAGAAUCAUUGAGGUGAUUCAAAGGGAAUGGCUCGUGUCGCCAGCUAAACGGAAGGAUGGCACCACGGCACCUAGAGUGCAACCACAAAAGGACCAGAUUGUCGAGUUUGAGGAGCACAGAGAAGAAAGCGAUGUCGUCACGUCAGAAGAUGAAGGUGACGGAGAAGAGGAGAACAAACCUUUUUGUGCAAUUCCUUACAUUGCCAGACCCCAUCACGAGCAAUUUGCUCACACGGCGUUCCUUGUCAAAUUGAGGAAGUUCAAACCUGCACCCCCGUUCUCCACUCUGGACAGCAAUACGAAGUGCUAGGACUUCAACAUUUAGCCUGAUGAUGGAAUGUGCUGCUCUGUGUACUGUAAUGUUUAUAAUCUAUGUAUUGAUCCAAACUGCAGUAAACCAAUUGGAGUAA
Molecule: messenger RNA, 1513 nt
Organism: Callorhinchus milii (elephant shark)
Lineage: Eukaryota; Metazoa; Chordata; Chondrichthyes; Chimaeriformes; Callorhinchidae
Gene: trmt61b
Product: tRNA methyltransferase 61B
Exons: 7
Coding region: 1-1413 (470 amino acids)
Biological process (GO): tRNA methylation
Cellular component (GO): tRNA (m1A) methyltransferase complex
Source: RefSeq, a predicted model, not a curated record